CUUCCACAACAGCUGAUUUUCUGUGGUUCAGCUGUCUCUUAUAAGCGAAAAGAAAUUUAAUAAUUUUCAAAUACAAUACUUCAGUCGAAAAAAUUUUUCACUGAGGAAACUAUUUUUAAGCUAAACCCGUUCGUAAGUUCAACCGAAGUUCCAAAAUUUGGAACUUGUAAAAUUACGUUGCUAUGGUUAGAGUGCCUUCUUUGGCCAUUAUAUAAUAUUUUUUAGUGCUAAAUUGUGAAAAUGUUGCGUUCUACCGUAAGCAAGGUCCUAAAUGGAUCGAAGUUAAGCCCAAAAUAUAUCACAUUUACAUGUAGAAGCAAUUCUGAUGUCGCCAAAAAGCCAGAAAAAGUCGAGGUCUUCAUUGAUGAUCAGUCUGUCUUAGUCGAUCCUGGAACUACCGUUUUGCAAGCAGCAGCUCAGAUUGGUGUGGAAAUACCACGAUUUUGUUAUCAUGAACGUCUAGCAGUUGCAGGCAACUGUCGAAUGUGCUUGGUGGAAGUUGAAAAGUCUCCUAAACCCGUUGCAGCUUGUGCUAUGCCAGUAAUGAAAGGAUGGCGUAUUAAAACUAACUCUGAAAUGACUAAAAAAGCUCGGGAAGGUGUUAUGGAAUUCCUGUUGGUCAAUCAUCCAUUAGAUUGCCCUAUUUGCGAUCAAGGUGGAGAAUGUGAUCUGCAAGAUCAAUCAAUGGCAUUUGGUUCAGACAGAUCCCGUUUUACUGAUAUCCACUUUUCUGGAAAGAGAGCUGUAGAAGAUAAAGAUCUAGGACCCUUGAUAAAAACAGUGAUGACAAGAUGUAUACACUGCACUAGAUGCAUCAGAUUUGCUUCUGAAGUUGCUGGAGUUGACGAUUUAGGAACUACUGGUCGUGGUUCAGAUAUGCAAAUUGGAACAUAUGUGGAAAAGUUAUUCAUGUCAGAAUUGUCAGGAAAUGUGAUUGAUUUGUGUCCUGUUGGAGCCCUAACUAGCAAACCAUAUAGUUUCACAGCUAGACCUUGGGAAAUAAGAAAAAUUGAUUCUAUAGAUGUUUCUGACGCUGUAGGUUCUAAUAUUGUAGUUUCUACUAGAACCAACGAGGUAUUAAGAAUUCUACCUAGAUUAAACGAAGAAAUUAAUGAAGAAUGGUUAGCAGAUAAACCAAGGUUUUCUUAUGAUGGCCUGAAAAGGCAAAGACUUGUCACUCCUAUGUUGAAGGAUAACAAUAAUCAUUUGACACCAGUUGAUUGGGAAAUCGCCCUCCUUACUGUUGGAAAAGUUUUGCAACAAGCAGGGCCAAACAUAGCAGCCAUUGCUGGUGGAAUGGCAGAUGCUGAAACUUUAGUGGCUGUCAAAGACCUGUUGAACCGUUUAGAUUCCGAGUUAACAUGCACCGAACAUAUUUUCCCCAUGGAUGGCUCUGGAACCGACCUGAGGUCAUCUUAUUUGCUUAACAAUAGAAUACAGAAUGCAGAAGAAGCAGAUGCUAUCCUUCUUAUUGGAACGAAUCCAAGGUUUGAGGCUCCACUUUUGAAUACUCGUAUAUUGAAAAGUUACCGUUAUAACGAGGCUGAGGUGGCCGUUAUUGGCCCGAAAGUAGAUCUACCCUAUGACUACCAUCACUUAGGUAAUAGUACGAAGACUAUAAAGGAUGUGGCUAAUGGAACAAGUCCGUUCUGUAAGAUUCUUAAGGGUGCUAAGAAACCGCUAAUAAUUGUUGGUGCUGAUCUUUUGAAAGGAUCUGAUGGCGCUGCUAUUCUUUCUACGGUACAGUCCAUCUCCGCUCAGUUGCCGAACAAACCAGAAGGAUGGAAAACCUUGAAUAUCUUGCACAAAGUGGCUAGCCAGGUUGCUGCUUUAGAUAUUGGCUACACUCCAGGUGUAGACAAGAUUCGUGAGGCAAAGCCAAAAGUUUUAUUCCUGAUUGGAGCUGAUGAAGGAGUGAUAAAUAAGGAAGAUUUACCACAAGACUGUUUCAUAAUAUACCAAGGUCAUCAUGGAGAUCGGGGCGCAAGUAUAGCUGAUGCCAUUUUACCUGGAGCAGCAUAUACUGAGAAACAAGCCACUUAUGUCAACACCGAAGGCAGAGCUCAACAAACAUUACCUGCUGUCAGUGCACCUGGCCAAGCAAAAGAAGAUUGGAAAAUUAUUAGAGCUUUGUCCGAAAUAAUUGGCAUAAAAUUGCCCUAUGACGAUUUGAACGAAAUUAGAAGUAGACUGAAUGAGGUAGCACCUCAUUUGAUCAGAUAUGGAGACGUUGAAAAUGCUAAUUACUUCAAGCAAGCUGCUCAACUUUUGCAGGAUAAACAGUUAGUUGGGGAUGGCCCAAUCGAUGUAAAGAUCAAGGAACUGAAGGAUUAUUAUAUGACAGACUCCAUAAGUAGGGCUUCAACUACAAUGGCGAAAUGUGUACAAGCUGUUAUGAAACAAAAAGAAUCAAAAUAUUGAAAUUAGGAAUAUAUUUUAGGAAAAAGUACACAAUUGUAUAUUAUUUUAUUAAUUAUAAGAUCAAAAGUGUUGGAGGUUAAAUCAAAUAGAACAAAAUAAUUUCAA
Harmonia axyridis is the source of this 2526-nucleotide messenger RNA. It is a transcript of the gene ND-75, whose product is annotated as NADH-ubiquinone oxidoreductase 75 kDa subunit, mitochondrial. The coding region runs from base 241 to 2421 and encodes 726 amino acids. Gene Ontology annotation, cellular component: membrane. Lineage: Eukaryota; Metazoa; Arthropoda; Insecta; Coleoptera; Coccinellidae. The record is from RefSeq and is a predicted model, not a curated record. The transcript has 8 exons. Gene Ontology annotation, biological process: ATP synthesis coupled electron transport. Gene Ontology annotation, molecular function: NADH dehydrogenase (ubiquinone) activity; iron-sulfur cluster binding.